GCGCGACAGUUUUCAUACAAACGUGAUCACAAACGAGAAAAAGACACGAGCGUCAAGCAGCGGCUGUUGCUGAGUCUGAAAUCUGUGACCUCUCAAAAGCGAACGCGUUGUGUCAGUGUGUUUUGGGUGUGACUAAGGGACAUUCACCCUAACCAGGCGCCAUGGAACCCAUAGGGUUUGAAAUGCAUACUGGUGAGCAAGACCAGCCUUCUGCACAUGUUUCACAGGUGAAUGUAGAAUACCCGAUGAAUACACCAUCAUCAGGUGUGAGUCCUGCUGACCCAAAUGAAGGGAACUUAUAUCCUACCAUGGAUAAAGAGCCAAGUGGUGCUGCACCCAUUGGAUUUGAGGGCCAUGCCAAUGGUGGCCCCGAGGAUGGAAGAGAGGAGAGCACAGCAGUUGAUAUAGAGAGAAGUCCAGAGAUAGCUAAUGAGGAUGCUACCCUUUUCUUCCGAGAUGGACAGAGAAAGAUUGAUUACGUACUGGCCUAUGAACCAGGGUCAGCGUCCGAACACGAGGAAAAGAAAAGGGAGCGAAGAAAAAUUUUUGAAGAUAAUCUCCGAAAGGAAGGGUUAGAACUAGAAUAUGAAGGAAAAGAGAAAUCUUCUUCUGAGGCGUCCAGAAGUGGAAAGACCUGUUUUGUGAAGGUCCAUGCUCCAUGGGAUGUCAUGACGAAAUAUGCUGAAUUGACUAACCUAAAGAUGCCCCUAGCGGAAAAUGAUUUGGAGUUCGAGCUUGAAUCCUACAUGGAAUACUGCUGGAGUAUGUUUCCAUCUGUCUUUGAACUUGAUAAGGAUAUCGUGAAACCAGAGCCGAAUUACUUUACCGCUCCCUUCAACAGAGAACGACAGGAACAAUUUCUUAAGACCUUUAAGAAGAUUGAAGCUGUUGAUGACCCAGAAUUUGUCAUCAGGGAUAAAAAUACAUUCUUUACAAACGCUCAGAGGAGUCGGAUGGUACAUGAAAUUCUGGUUCGCACAGUGUUUGAUAGAGAAGAUAGUGAUAAAGGAAAGCAUAGAUUUGGUGUAACAAAGAUGAUAAGUGCUGGGAUCUACUCCGCUGCAUUCCCUCUCCACGAUGGUCGCUACACGAGUGAACAUUCCCUGCUGACAAGAGGCAAAGCAAAUGAUAGACAUCUGCUUUAUGAGGUUUGGGCCAGACCAGGAGCAUGGUACAAAUACCAGCCACUCGAUGAAAUAAGGGCCUACUUUGGUGAGAAGGUCGGAAUUUACUUUGCCUGGCUGGGGUAUUACACAUCUGUGCUGAUUCCAGCUGCCAUCUUGGGUUUGAUUGCUUUUAUCUACGGCUUGGCAACUUUCUCCAGUGAUGAAGCCAGUUCUGAGAUCUGUGAUGAGUCUGGGGUAGGAAACCUGACAAUGUGUCCAUUAUGUGACAAACGUUGUUCCUACUGGAAACUUCACGACAGUUGUAAUUACUCCCGUGCGACUUACUGGUUUGACAAUUACGCCACUGUGGCCUUCGCACUCGUCAUGGCAUUAUGGGCCUCAUUUUUCCAAGAGUUUUGGAAGAGGAAAGCAGCAGAACUUGAAUAUGAAUGGGAUGUAGCAGACUUUGAGCUGGAAGAGGAAACCGUCAGACCUGAGUUUGAAGCUGGAGUUCGACAUAGGAAAACCAAUCCUGUCACUAAGAAAGAUGAACCAUUCCUACCAAUUUGGAGCAAGUGCUGUCGCUACAGCACCACUUUUACAGUUUUAGUGUUUUUUCUGUGCAUUGUAUUAGCAGCAGUGUUUGGCGUCAUUUUGUAUCGAAUCGUCAUUGUCUCCAUCCUCUAUGCCAAUCAGGAAGGCAUCAUCAAGUCACGAGCAAGCUUCAUCGCCAGCACAACAGCAGCUUGUAUCAACUUGGUCAUCAUUCUCAUCCUCAGUUUCGUUUAUCAAAGAAUCGCCCUGUUCUUGACAAAUCUUGAACAACAUCGUACCCAGACAGAAUGGGAAGACGGCUUUACAUUUAAGAUGUUCCUGUUCCAGUUUGUCAAUUACUAUUCGUCCAUCUUUUACAUCGCUUUCUUCAAGGGCAAGUUUGUUGGUCGACCUGGUGACUAUAACUACAGCCUAUUGGACAGGAGACAAGAAGAGUGUGAUCCAUCUGGAUGCCUGAUAGAGCUAUGUAUUCAACUGGCUGUGGUCAUGGUCGGCAAACAAGCCUUCAACAACUUCAAAGAAAUCAUUCUACCAAAACUGAUGGUGUGGUUUAAGUCUCGGUCAGCCAACAAGGACCCCAACGAGGAGAAAGUAUAUUCCAGAUGGGAACAAGACUUUAAUCUGGCUGACAUACCAAACCUUGGGCUGUUUGAUGAAUAUCUGGAAAUGGUAAUCCAGUAUGGUUUCGUCACCAUCUUUGUGGCUGCCUUCCCACUGGCUCCUUUGUUUGCUUUGCUGAACAACGUAUUUGAGAUUAGAUUGGACGCUUACAAAUUCGUUACGCAGUGGAAACGACCAAUGGCAGCACGGGCACAAGACAUAGGAAUUUGGUUUGGGAUUUUGAGAGGGAUAUCAGCCAUUGCGGUGAUAUCUAAUGGUGUGAUAAUUGCCUUCACGUCAGAGUUUGUCCCCAAGCUGGUGUACAGAUAUGGUUACAGCUCUGACCAGUCAAUGAAUGGCUAUGCCAAUUUCAGUCUGUCUGUCUUUGACGUUAACGACUUCCAGGCAAAGAGCAUUCCAGAUGACCCUCAAUUUGAUGUAUUUGGGAAUGUCACAUACUGCAGAUACCGUGAUUACCGUCAGCCGCCCACUAAUUACGCUGGAGAGGCAGGAAUAGCGACAGGUGAAGAGUACACAUUUACUCUGAUGUACUGGCACAUUCUGGCCGCAAGGCUGGCUUUCAUCGUCGUGUUUGAGAACCUGAUUGUGUUUGCAACCUGGUUAGUAAUGUACCUCAUCCCAGACAUGCCGGGCACAGUGAAACUGCAGAUGUUGAGAGAAAACUACUUGGCCAAGGAAGCACUUUACACGGCAGAGACGGUCACGAAAGUAAAACGUGGCAACAUUAACUCCACUAAUGCGACAAAUACACAAUUCUGAUGACAACUUUGGGUGUAAUGUUAAGGAAAAUCAUACCAAAAGCAAAACAAAACAAUUCAAGAAAGGCCCUCAUUAUUUACAGGAAGUAAUAAACUCCACCAGAACUCUAAAGUAUUUAACAAUGGCUGAUAUUAUGAAUAUUUGAUAAUACAGAAUUCUUUCUGUUAUUUGUUAGAAGAAUCUGGAUUUUUUUCAAAAGUUUAUUUCGAAAGAAUUUAAAUCAGAAUCUCGGCCCGACUUUCCAUAACUGGUAUUUGUGAUACAGUGUUUCUACACAGCCAUCAAACAUGAUGUUAUUUUCUCACUGUACCUGUCUUUAUAACUUCUGUGAAUUUUUGAGUCAUUGUAAUCUAACACCUUUCAGGUUGUGGUUGUUGUUUAAAAACCAAAGUCCUUUGAUUAUAGAUAUUUGUGAAAGUUUUAGUCAACCACUGAUACCAGACUGAUGAAUAACAUAUAGAUUUAUAUAUUUGUAUUAAUUAACGUAGAAUUCUGUGAGAAAUUUUCAAAAAUCCUU
Molecule: messenger RNA, 3558 nt
Organism: Ylistrum balloti
Lineage: Eukaryota; Metazoa; Mollusca; Bivalvia; Pectinida; Pectinidae
Product: anoctamin-4-like
Exons: 29
Coding region: 162-3041 (959 amino acids)
Biological process (GO): chloride transmembrane transport
Cellular component (GO): plasma membrane
Molecular function (GO): chloride channel activity; protein dimerization activity
Source: RefSeq, a predicted model, not a curated record